Anneissia japonica is the source of this 480-nucleotide messenger RNA. RefSeq lists its product as uncharacterized. Bases 1 to 480 code for a protein of 159 amino acids. The transcript has a single exon. The record is from RefSeq and is a predicted model, not a curated record. NCBI's taxonomy places the organism in Eukaryota, Metazoa, Echinodermata, Crinoidea, Comatulida, Comatulidae.
AUGCCGGAUGAUUGGAAGCUAAGCAUCUUAAUACCAAUCUAUAAGGGAAAAGGAAGUGUGAUGGAUUGUGGUUCAUAUCGUGGGAUAAAACUACUGGAGCAGGGUAUGAAAGUGCUAGAACGAGUUUUGGAGAAGAGAUUGCGAGAUAUUAUCAAAAUUGAUGAUAUGAAGUUUAGUUUUAUGCCAGGAAAUGCUAUCUUCAUUGUGAGAAGGAUGCAGGAAUGUCAUCAUGAUAAAAGGAAGAAACUGUUUAUGUGUUUCGUAGAUCUGGAGAAAGCUUUUGAUAGAAUACCACGUUCUGUUAUCGCUUGGGCAUUACGUAAAAGAAUGGUUCCAGAAGGUGUGGUGAAAUAUGUCAUGGUACUGUAUGAAGAAGCUCACACAAAAAUCAAAUGUGGUAAUGGCUUCUCAGAGAGUUUUAGCGUGGGAGUAGGUCUUCCACCAGGGUUCAUGUCUUGUCACCACUGUUGUUCGCAAUAG